Molecule: messenger RNA, 1726 nt
Organism: Oncorhynchus mykiss (rainbow trout)
Lineage: Eukaryota; Metazoa; Chordata; Actinopteri; Salmoniformes; Salmonidae
Product: chemokine XC receptor 1-like
Biological process (GO): G protein-coupled receptor signaling pathway; positive regulation of cytosolic calcium ion concentration; calcium-mediated signaling
Cellular component (GO): external side of plasma membrane; membrane
Molecular function (GO): C-C chemokine receptor activity; C-C chemokine binding
Source: RefSeq, a predicted model, not a curated record
CUUGAUCUGUGGUGGUUUGGUCUCUUGCGCAUCAACUUGAGAAAGCCGACAGUGCAUUAUAAAGGGAGAACGGACAGUUCAUUACAACGAAAGCGCCGCAUAUAUUGGCCCAAAAAUAACAAAUCUUUUUUUUUGUUUUUUUGUCCGGCCUUUGUCCGGUCUUACGCUGGAGCUGUAGAGGAAGAGAUACGUUAUGGGGGUGUUUAUAACAGAGAUACAGUACCUUACCUUCAUCACAACUCCCCUGUCCUCGUAUCAUUGUGUAGCCUAGCAGGGACAGUGAGGCCAUCACGCUAAACCAUUAUGACGGGUACGACAGAUUUCAGCCAUGCCAUGGGCGAUAUUGAAACCAACGACGCCGAUUACGAAUAUGAUGAGGGUUAUACAGACGAGGUCUGUAACAAGAACGGCGUUGUCAAGUUUGGCUCCAUCGCCACCCCUGCCUUCUUCUCUGUGGUGACUAUCCUGAGUCUAGCGGGCAACAUCCUGGUCCUGGCCAUCCUGGCCAAGUACGAGAACCUCAAGUCUCUCACCAACAUCUUCAUCCUCAACUUGGCCCUAUCUGACCUGGUUUUCACCUUUGGUCUGCCCUUCUGGGCAGCCUACCACAUCUGGGGCUGGACCUUUAGCCUGAUCCUCUGCAAGACCGUUACCUUUGUCUUCUACGCUGGCUUCUACAGCAGCGUUUUGUUCCUGACCAUCAUGACUAUCCACCGCUACCUGGCCGUGGUGCAUCCUCUGUCCGACCAUGGUUACCAAAGGGGCUGCUACGGGGUCACAGUCUCUCUCGUCAUCUGGGUUGUUAGUUUUGUGGCGGCCGUCCCUGCUUUGAUUUUCAGCUCUGUCCAAAAGAACCCCCAUGAAGAAGACAACCAUUUUUACUGUGAAUACUGGGAUCCGCUGUGGAAGAGAGUGGGCAGCUACCAACAGAACAUCUUCUUCUUGGCUGCUUUUGCAGUGAUCGGGUUCUGCUAUGUGAGGAUAUUGAGGACAAUCUUCAAGUCAAGGUCACACAUGAGGAAUCGAACCGUGAAGCUGAUCUUCAGUAUCGUGGCAGUAUUUUUCAUUGGCUGGGCGCCUUACAACGUAGUGAUAUUUCUGAGGUUGUUGACUGACUAUUCCGUAGCACCUUUCAAUACUUGUGAGGUCAGCACAUGGCUUGACUAUGGGUUCUAUGUGUGUCGACUGAUUGCUUUCUCCCACUGCUGUCUCAACCCUGUCUUCUACGCAUUUGUUGGGAUUAAGUUCAGAAAUCACUUGAAGGUGAUCUUGCUGAAGCUUUGCCAUCGCCAAAGCACCAUGGAUACACAACAGAUUAGAUUGCCUAACAUUUACUCGAUGGGAUCAAUGUACUAGCACAGGGGUCUUCAAUCUUUUCUUGCCCAGGGACCCACGCCAGGCAAACCGGCGACCCAAAAUAAGUCACAUCUUGUUAAAUCAAAAUCUAAUUUAUUGGUCACAUACACGUGUUUAGAAGAUAUUAUUGCGGGUGUAGUGAAAUGCUUGUGCUUCUAGCUCUGACAGUGCAGUAAUAUUUAACAAGUAAUAUCUAACAGUUUCACAACAACUACCCAAAAUACACGUAAAUCUAAGUAAGGAAUGGAUUAAGAAUAUAAAUAUAUGCCAGAGUGGCAUUGGACUAAGAUAUCGUAGAAUAGUAUAGAGGACAGUUUAUACCUAUGAGAUGAGUAAUGCACUAUUUACACACAAUUAAAGUGACUAAGAU